Periophthalmus magnuspinnatus is the source of this 1849-nucleotide messenger RNA. It is a transcript of the gene antxr2a, whose product is annotated as ANTXR cell adhesion molecule 2a. The record is from RefSeq and is a predicted model, not a curated record. The transcript has 17 exons. The coding region runs from base 283 to 1767 and encodes 494 amino acids. Gene Ontology annotation, cellular component: membrane. Gene Ontology annotation, molecular function: signaling receptor activity. NCBI's taxonomy places the organism in Eukaryota, Metazoa, Chordata, Actinopteri, Gobiiformes, Gobiidae.
GUGACACAUCUGUGCGCUUUUAUCGAGGAUGUGGGUGACUCAAACACGAUUUAGACGUUAAACACUGACUUACGUAAACCUGUGAUUUCCGCUAUUUCAUUUCCUAAAGCGCAAAGUUUCUCAAUUUUGCAGAAGUUUGAUUUUAUAACGGGGAUAUGCACGUCGCAAACUCCCACACUCCCAAACGCAAAACAUAAACCCAAAUCAUUUUUCGCUUUUACGUUUUGUCCAAGGUUGUUUUUUUAUUUUUAUCUUGGAUUUGGAUAAAGAUUAGUUGGUAAAAUGAAUCAGGAGUCGAGUCGAAGUUUGUCCGCGGAGAGUGGGACGUGCGGCCGGGAGACGCGCCUGUUUGUGGCCGCUCUAGGUGCGCUCUUCCUCGGACUCCUGGCCUCGAGUUGCGCCGCUGAGGAGGCGUCAUGUCACGGAGCCUACGACCUCUACUUCGUACUGGACAAGUCUGGGAGCGUGGCAGGAGACUGGGUGGAGAUCUACUCCUUUGUGAAGAAUCUGACCGAUCGCUUUGUCAGUCCCAGAUUGAGAGUGUCCUUUAUCGUGUUCUCGGGUCAAGCUGAAGUCCUGCUCCCGCUCACUGGAGACCGUGGGCAGAUUGACGAGGGUCUGAGGCGUCUGGAGAACGUGAAACCAGCCGGAGAGACUUUUAUGCACGAGGGACUCAAUAAGGCUCGGAUGCAGAUUGAGACUCAGAAUGUGAAGUCGUCCAGUAUCAUUCUGGCUCUGACCGAUGGCAAACUGGAGGUGUUCGUCCAUGAGCUCACUGUCAAAGAGGCGGACGAGGCUCGCAGGUUCGGAGCGCGUGUGUACUGCGUGGGAGUGAAGGACUUUGACGAACAGCAGCUUUUCGCCAUCGCAGACACCAGAGAUCAAGUUUUUCCAGUCAAAGAUGGCUUCCACUCACUUAAAGGCAUUGUCAACUCGAUUUUGAAGCGGUCGUGUACUGAGAUCCUGAGUGUGGAGCCGUCCAGUGUCUGUGUGAAUCAAACCUUUGACUUGGUGUUGAGAGGAAACGGCUUCGCUCUGGGUCGGAGCAAUGAAGGAGUCGUCUGUAGCUUCAUCAUCAACGAACAAACCAUCAGUCAGAAGCCGAGUGUGGUGCGUAAUGACUACCUGCUGUGUCCUGCACCCAGCCUCUACGAAGUGGGACAGACCAUGGAUGUUCUGAUCAGCCUGAACAACGGGAAGUCGUUCAUCUCCAGCGCCUACACCAUCACCGCCACCUCCUGUUCUGAUGGCCUGGUAGUGUGGAUAGUGUUCCUGGUUCUAUUGCUUCUUUUAGCCCUGAUCUUGAUGUGGUGGUUCUGGCCCCUCUGCUGCACUGUGGUCAUCAAGGACCCUCCUCCUCCACCUCCUCCGUCCAGACCUCCACCACCGGAGCCUGAACCGUCACCGAAAAAGAAAUGGCCAACAGUGGACGCCUCAUACUACGGAGGGAGAGGAGCAGGAGGGAUCAAACGUAUGGAGGUGCGUUGGGGAGAGAAGGGCUCAACAGAGGAGGGGGCCCGGCUGGAGAAGGCUAAAAAUGCCAAGAUCUCCAUCCCCGAAGAUGCAGAGGAACCCAUGGUCCAGAGACCCAAAGCCAGACCUGUUCCUACACAUCAGCCCCAGAACAAGUGGUACACUCCCAUCAAGGGUCGGAUGGACGCUCUGUGGGCUCUGCUGAGGCGGCAGUACGACCGAGUGUCGCUGAUGCGGCCGACAUCAGCCGAUCAGGGAAGAUGCAUCAAUUUCAACCGAGUCCCACAUCAGUGAAGCAGCGACCGUCCUCAUCUGCAGGAAAAGCAAAAAGUUUUUUUUUGUUUUUUUUAUUCUCCAAACCUCCAUUUUGACCUCU